UACAGAUUUAGGACGAGCGGUCGCAUCAUAGCAAUAAACUGCGCGUAUGCCGGAAGAUGCCGUCGCUGCGAUACCGAGCCUUGCAUGAUCAGGAGAGAAGAUGAUGUGUGCAUGAUCCACCACUGUUGUCGUCCCGGCAGCAAGCGCUUCAAGCAUUCCCGAAAGCUGUCCCCAGAAGCAGUCCUUUGCCGAGUAGAAGACACCGCCAUACCCGCCUAUGUUGUUUAGUGCAAAGCGCUACCAGAGCAGAUUGCGAGAACUCACCUGUUAUCAUGUAGUCCAGGAAGAGCUCAUUCGCAUGUCGUCCCUUCAGCUGCGUUUGCCAUCCAUGGUGAUGGGUGUCAAUGAACCCGGGGCUGAUGAUCUUAUCCGUACAAUCGAUAACCUCGGUUCCGAUGGACGUUGCAAUGGUUUCCGCAAUCCUCACAAUCUUUCCGUCCUCUAUGAGGACGUCUGUUUUGGUUGGCACGACCUGGUCAUUUGCGUUGUGGAUAAGAGCAGUUCCGUUCUUGAGAAUGAUGCUUUGUUGAGCCAUCAUUGCCAACCACAAUGCUCAACGUCUUGCAAGACAUGGGUUAUCUCUUUAUACAGUACGGCAUCCAGCUUGCUUCGUACAAUGCACAUAAUUUCCCGCCACGUCAUUGAAUCUAGAUUCUGCUAAACUCGUACAAUCCCAUAAGCCUCGUGAAACUCCGUCUAACUCCAUCACCUCGCGGAUUUAUCGAAGCGAACCUGCGAAAGAAAGUCAUGACUCGUCAAAAAAGUUACAAGGGGCUACUCAUAAUGUGUACACUAUUUGCUUACUGUGUACGUUCGGCCCU
Molecule: messenger RNA, 821 nt
Organism: Paraphaeosphaeria sporulosa
Lineage: Eukaryota; Fungi; Ascomycota; Dothideomycetes; Pleosporales; Didymosphaeriaceae
Exons: 1
Coding region: 218-661 (147 amino acids)
Source: RefSeq, a predicted model, not a curated record